Messenger RNA from Entrophospora sp. SA101, 518 nucleotides. The record is from the annotation of a GenBank genome assembly. Lineage: Eukaryota; Fungi; Glomeromycota; Glomeromycetes; Entrophosporales; Entrophosporaceae.
AUGUUGUGGAUUUUGGAUGUUAUAAUAUGCAAUUGGGCUGGUUUAUAUCUUGGAAUGAAAACAUGUGAAUAUUUUGAGAUGAAGGGUUAUUCGUGGAGAGGUAUUAAACAAAUUCCGUCAUUAAAAGGGAAAAUGAAACGUACAGUCCAACAGUUCACACCGCAUCAUUGGACAAAAUUCGAAUGGGGAACAACAAAAAAACAUCCAUUAAAUGCAUAUAGAUUUAUAUUACUUUUUUUUUGUGCAAUUCCUGGUACAAGAGAAGCUUAUCAAUAUUUAACAGACAAAGAUUGUAAAAGACUUGGUCCACAAGCAUGGUUGACUAUAGCAAAUAUAAUGACAGAAUCAGUCAUAUGUUUUAAAUUUGGUAGAGGCGAAUUCCCAAAUCCAGCUCCAACGAGUGUAAUAAUAUUUUGGACAAUUUUAAUAAGUUCAUUAGUGAUUUAUGCAAUUUGGCAAUUUGGUAUACCAUAUUGGAAAAAGAAAGAGACUAAAACACAAAAGAUUAAACAAAAAUA